UCACCACACCAGACUCGCAGCUUCCGCACAGUUGCAGUCAUGAGUGAAUGACUGCCACUGUGAUGGUUCGGACCCACGCGUCCAGCUCUCCCCGGGGUUUUCAGGAUGGAGCAGGGCGACACUGUUGCACCCUCUCUGUACGGAGAGUUCACCGUCGCUGGGAGCCGAAAACUCCUCUGCGCUGUUUGUCUGACGGACCGGGACCUCAUCGUCCAGAGACUCAACUCGGCACCUGUCGCGCGCCACAGAGUGGUGUUCAGCUUGGAGGACUGUGUGGGCUGCCGGGCGUUCCGCCCGGGCACCGGCGCGGACCCGGCUGCCUACCUGGCUGCCUACUUUUACCCGCUGAGGCGCCGCUGGAUGUGCUCCAGAGUGUCGCGGCAGAGAGUGGAACAGUGUUUCCGGCUCUGCUCCCUUCAGGACCCCGAUGCCAACCUCGAGGAGGCGAAGAAGUGGGCUCGAGCUAUCCGGGAGAGAAGUGGGUGUCAACCGUGCGUGAGAGACGGAGUGCUGAUGAGCCAGCUGCCCCGUCCGUGUCGCAUGAUGCUGCUAGUGAAUCCGCAGAGCGGAAAAGGGCAGGCGCUCACUCUCUACAACAACCACAUACAGAGGAUGCUGAAUGAGGCAGGGGUCUCGCACACUCUGGUGAUCACCGAGCGGCAGAAUCACGCACGUGAGCUGGUGAGAGAAGCCGACCUGUCACAGUGGGACGCCCUGGUCAUAAUGUCAGGAGACGGACUUCUCUAUGAGGUGAUAAAUGGUUUGCUGGAGAGAUCAGACUGGGAGGAGGCCAUUGGCACCCCGCUGGGGAUUCUUCCUGGUGGCUCAGGCAACGCCUUGGCAGCGUCGCUGCAUCACUACUCAGGGGCGUCUCCGGUGUUCAGCAAGGAGCUCCUGGUCAGCUGUGGCUUCCUGCUGUGCAGAGGUCUGGUGUCCCGCAUGGACUUGGUCUCUGUCCAGCUGGGGUCGGGCGCCCGCCUCUUCUCCUUCCUGUCUCUGGCCUGGGGCAUCGUGGCUGAUGUGGACAUCGAGAGCGAGCGGUACCGCCACGUCGGGUCGGCCCGCUUCACCGUGGGGAUGCUGGUGCGGCUGGCGUCUCUGCGCGUCUACCGCGGGAAGCUGGCCUACCUGCCGGCCGAGAGGACUCGGUCGGGCCGGGCCUGCAGGGAGCGCUGCGCUCCUCCCGCUCAGUACAGUCUCCACAACUCCUGUCAGUCCAACAACUCCCUCCGAGCGAGGAGGCUGGAGGAGCGUCCACCCUCGCACCACCCCACCGCCGGACACGCCGACCUCCCGCAGCUGAGCGAGCCGCUCACCCCCGAUUGGGUGGUGGUCCCGGAGAAAGACUUUGUCCUGGUGCUGGCCAUGUGCCACUCACACCUGGCAGAGGACCUGCUGGCCGCACCCAGCGCCGCCAUGGACGACGGGCUGAUCCACCUGUCUUACAUCAGAGCGGGGAUCUCGCGCUCGGCGCUGCUGAAGCUCUUCCUGGCCAUGGAGAAGGGAGCGUAUCCGGACCCCAGCUGCCCGCACCUGGUUCACGCCACCGUCCGAGCCGUGCGGCUGGAGCCGCUCUCGCCUAAAGGGAUCAUCACGGUGGACGGGGAGGUGGUGGAGUACGGGCCGGUGCAGGCGCAGGUCCACCAGGGGAUGGCCAGACUCCUCACUGGCGGAGGCGCCAGAUAGUUUUGAGCCUUUCUGCAAGAGUGUGGACGCUCAGUUUGUUGGAGUCUCCUAGUCAAACCAAGGUCUGAAGCACUGGGACAGAACCAACCUGGUUAUUUAUUGAGUUCUUCACUUCAUUUUAUACCGACUGUUUGGGAAGAAGCGGCAAAGCUUUUGCGACUGUUGUGAAGACGAGGCGCUCUCGCGUGACGUGCCUUGAUCGUGGAAGUGCAUUAUCCGUUUCUACGCGUUUCACCUCUGAUGUGCUUCCAGAGCGUGAUCAGGUCCGAGGAGGGAGUCAAGAUUCUGUGUCCAUAAUGUUGCUGCGGGUCAGUGAGAUAGUUGUAACAGAGUCUGCACCUGCUGGUUUUGUGAAACACUGGAGAGAAAUCUAUUUUUCCAUCCGACAAAUGUCUGUGAUUUUUAUGAUGAAGAUGAUAAUAAAGAAUGAGAGUCAGUUUAAGGCUUUUCUCUUUCAAUUGCCUGUGCGCAUCUCUUGCUGAGGGAGGAGAGACGACAGUCAGUUUGAGUUACAGGAUGCAACUGCUGAAAACAAUCUGAUCUCACGGUUCCUCGUGGAUGAAUGAAUCUUUGUGCCUCAUUCACAUUGUUAUCAUAAUGUGAAAAUCUAAGUGACACGUGUUCACAUGAUUUAAAGAUAUGGAAUAAUACAUUACGAAUGCAAAGACAAAUUAUAUUACUGUAUACACCAGGUCAUCACGUCAGUGUCAGCUCAGUCCAAGUCGGUGGCCUGCAGGGAUCAUUAAUGUCCAGCAGGUGUCAGUAUUCAGUGACACAGUGUGUCAUUGUGUCGAAACGCUUUAUGACGCCUCAUUUACCCGUCACUAGCUUCCUUCAACAUUGACACUGCAUUCAUUGGGCGAUGAGCCAGGGUUAGAGGAUGAAC
Synchiropus splendidus (mandarinfish) is the source of this 2572-nucleotide messenger RNA. Its product is annotated as sphingosine kinase 1-like. NCBI's taxonomy places the organism in Eukaryota, Metazoa, Chordata, Actinopteri, Syngnathiformes, Callionymidae. Gene Ontology annotation, biological process: cellular response to growth factor stimulus; negative regulation of apoptotic process; sphingosine biosynthetic process. Gene Ontology annotation, cellular component: cytoplasm; intracellular membrane-bounded organelle; membrane. The record is from RefSeq and is a predicted model, not a curated record. The transcript is spliced from 5 exons. Bases 106 to 1686 code for a protein of 526 amino acids.